AAAUACUGUAAGCUACCAAAUCCAUGGUCCACAAACUUAUAAAUCUACACAGUUUCCUUCAGGAGUAUGGAUCUCUUCCAUACCAAUUGCACUCUAAGAAAUUUAAGAAGAAUCAAUAGCUUGAGGGAAUAUAUGUUUCCUUGAGAAGCCCUGUCUUUUCAUGCUGAAGUUGCCUGCAUUUGUCGUAUCAGCAUGGUUUCUCUAAUGGCGAGUAGACGGAACAGGAGGUUUCCUUUUUCCAUUCAUCUGCAUAUGAUUCUUCGUCGUCUUUUCCUUUUUGUUCUGAUUGGUGGCUUAGAAAGUUUGGCGGUUCUCUCAGUGAGCAAUAAGAUCCCCGAUUAUGUAUCAGCAGUGGGGGACCCAGGAAUGAGGAGAGAUGCGCUACGGGUGGCAAUAGAGUCGUGGAAUCAGUGCAAUGAGGUUGAUGAAGAAGCUCCCAACAUGGGAAGCCCCAGAGCUGCUGAUUGCUUUGACAUAUACAAAGCUUCUCCUAAGGGAAAUGAUAACAGUUGUUCACUGUGCAAACUGCUGCCCUACAUACUAGUCCACAGGGUGACUGAGCAUGACAACAGGCUUGGAUUCGGAGACCCUUUCCCGGGAGGUCGCAUAAACGAUGCCCAGUUAAAUGUAGACCAGUAUGCGGCCCUAAAGGAACUCUACUUGGGAGGAAAGUGCCAAGUUGAGGACACCCCAAGCCCCUGGCAGUUUUGGAUGGUCAUGCUCAAGAGCGGGAAUAUGGAUACUUUCGCCGCAAAGUGCCCAAAGAAUGGCCAUAGGGUGGGACCUAUUGGCCCCGACACUGCCUUUCCUUGCUUCGGGAAGGGAUGCAUGAACCAGCCUCUAAUGUAUCAUGACUACACAACCCUGCAAGGCCCUAACUUGACCAGCCUAAAGGGUCGGUUCUACGGGUCGUGGGACUUGGACUCUAAUAGCAGCAGUAUCAAUAGAGGUGACAGUAAUAGGUCGUACUAUUCGGUGACGUGGGAAAAGGAGCUCGGGCAGGGGAGUUGGGUUUUCCAUCAUGUACUCAGGACUUCCACAAAGUAUCCUUGGCUUAUGCUUUACUUGAGGUCAGAUGCUACACGUGGAUUUUCUGGUGGGUACCAUUACCCAACAAGAGGGAUGUCCAAAGUUAUCCCGGAAUCCCCUAACUUUAGAGUAAGGUUCACUCUAAAUGUAAUACGAGGGGGUGGCCCGAAUAGCCAGUUCUACCUUAUGGAUAUGGGAAGCUGCUGGAAGAACAACGGUCAGCCCUGUGAUGGGGAUGUCACUUCUGAUGUCACCCGGUACAGUGAGAUGAUCAUAAAUCCUAACGCGACUUCAUGGUGCCACCCUGGCAACCUCAACGUGUGCCCACCUUACCACACAUUCUCGAAUGGGACGUGGGUCCACAGAAACGAGACCAGCAGGUUCCCUUACAGCGCGUACCACCUUUACUGUUACCCUGGGAAUGCACAGCAUUUGGAGGCACCUUACAGCUUGUGUGACCCGUACAGUAAUCCUCAACCUCAAGAGAUAGUGCAGAUCUUGCCCCACCCAGUAUGGGGAGAGUACGGGUAUCCUACGAGGCAAGGAGAAGGUUGGAUUGGCGAUCCCAGGACGUGGGAGUUGGAUGUGGGAAGACUGUCCCAAUCCCUUUAUUUUUACCAGGAGCCGGGAACGCCACCAGCAAGGAGGCAGUGGAUGUCCAUUGAUUUGGGGACUGAAAUCUUCAAAGAUCCAGAUCAAGUGGCUGAGUGGACAGUCAGUGACUUCGAUAUUCUUGUAUUGAAGCAAUGAACACGAAGAAGACUGUACAAGAAAAACAGCUUCGCGCCCACAAAACAAUUGAUUUUUCAGGGAAUAGAUGAAAUCUUCAACCCGAAGGGUUUCUGUUGCUUCUAAGAUCCUCACUAUUAGGAUCAGACAAAACAUGAUCAGGUUAAAGAACAGAGAGGAUCUGGCAAAAUUCUGGUUGUUCCGUUUGGCUUUUUCCCUCCGUGGAAGAACAAUGAUAACAGUGCAUGUAAGGACAAUAGCUCAAUUGCAGAUGAGUUGUUUGUUAUUUCAAGGGGAGAGGACGCCAUUAUUGAGUCCAUUAUUAGUUUCAUUGCUUUAAAAUUCAUUACAGUGUAUUUUUCGAAACAUCUCAUCAUCCUGCAAUGAAUCUUUUAGUGAAGAUAGUUCUGUGAACCAAUACUGUACUUGAAUGUAUUAAAGGGUGCAUGAUUAAAACA
Messenger RNA from Punica granatum (pomegranate), 2216 nucleotides. The record is from RefSeq and is a predicted model, not a curated record. Lineage: Eukaryota; Viridiplantae; Streptophyta; Magnoliopsida; Myrtales; Lythraceae.